Messenger RNA from Oreochromis niloticus (Nile tilapia), 5121 nucleotides. RefSeq names its product AGBL carboxypeptidase 1 (gene agbl1). Gene Ontology annotation, biological process: protein side chain deglutamylation; C-terminal protein deglutamylation; proteolysis. The record is from RefSeq and is a predicted model, not a curated record. NCBI's taxonomy places the organism in Eukaryota, Metazoa, Chordata, Actinopteri, Cichliformes, Cichlidae. Gene Ontology annotation, molecular function: zinc ion binding; metallocarboxypeptidase activity.
UUCCUUCACACUAACACCAAGUGAGAGGAGAAAACAAGAAAGGAAGGGAAAGAAUCUCUUUUUAUUUCCCAUCUUUUCAGUUAGAUCCCAGCGUAUGUGGAUUAGACUGACAAAUAAAUAACCAAACAAACAGGGCAGCUGUUAACAGAAAUCAGUGGAAGCAGUUACAAUGUCUGUUUAUGGCCAGAAUCACUUUACUUGGAAUGGUACUCUGAGAGAUCUGCAUGGCAGCUAUACAGGCUUCUGCACAGGACGAGGUCGACCAAGUAUGACGGCCACCUUAAGCUCCUCCAGCGGCUUAGAGGUCCUCCUUUCCACUCUGCAGAAUGUCGGGGAUGUGGAGAGCACCUUAAAUAUCCUCAGUGUCUUGGAUGAACUUCUGUCAGCUGGUACAGAUCGGCGCAUCCACUAUAUGAUCAAGAAAGGUGGUAGUGAGGCUCUGCUGACUGCACUGGUCAAAUAUGGCCACACUUUCAGUCCCAACUACACUAUACUCAUACCACUCCUGCACCUGCUAGCUAAAGUUGGACACAAAGACCGUCGUAUUGGUAUGAAAGCAGAAGAGGCUGGUGCAGUGCUGCUGACUCUGAAUCUGCUGAAACACAAUGGCCAGCAUGCCAGGAGAACUGCUGCCUGCCUCUGGGUGAUCCAAGUCUUCUGUUCAUCAGUUUCUACAGCAAACCUCAUAGGAGAAAACCACGGACUGGAUGUCAUCUACCGCCUCAUUCCUCAAUACACAACCAAGCAUCUGCAUGCUAUUAAGGCAGCCAUUAAUGCCUUUUCUGCUCUGCUGUGCACAAAGGCAAAUGUUUGUUCUGCGGUAUCUAAGGGAUACAUCUCUGGCCUCUUGUGGCUUUAUGAGGACUGGCAUAGCAAAGAUACCCAAGAUGUUGCCAUAGCAAUCCGUCAUGCACUCCUGUGCUGCCUCCUUAAGGCCACUGAUAGCACUGCAGGCAGGCAGGCUUUUCUAUCCCCGGGAGGUAUCAGACUCCUAUAUCAAACUGCACAGACAUGUUUAUUAAGCAAAAAUCUGGAGUGUUUGGUGGAGCCAUCCGUGCAGCUGAUGAGGAAGUGUCUUCCUAGAAUUCCUCUACCAGUCACAUCAGAUCAGUCCGCAUAUAGCUUUCUGCUGCCUGGUACACCUGCUUUCCCGGAUGUUAUUGAGACACCAGAUGAGAGCAGUGAUGAGAGUGAUGCUGAAGCUGAAGAUAACCAUGAGGCCAACAACAGAGACUAUGAUGAUGACUUGGAGACUGACCUGAACAAACUUCGUCUUCCUCCUGACCCUGACAGACCUAAAGAGCUGCUUACACAGUACAGCUGCUUUUGUCCUGAACUGUCACAUGAUUUCCAGGAGCUGGAUCUGAGUUCAGAGACAGGGGAUAGUUCAACAGCAUCAUCAUCAGAUGAUGAUGAGGUAGUGCUGCUUGACAAGGACAGGGCAAAGACUACUGCAGGUCGAGAUUCCUCCACCUCCUCUGAUGGUUCUUACUCAGAGAUGGAAAUAUCCAGAAGAGACAUGCCAGCUGCUGCCCAUUUAGAAACGUGUGAUUUCCACAAUCACAGCAGCAUCCUGGGCACAAGCCCUGGGUUCAGGACCAUGGUUAGGGGGGCAAUGGGAGAAGCCUCCCCAUGUCAGAGAGAAGAUGAGCAAGAUAAUGAAGGAGAUGGAACAGAAGAAUUUUAUCAUCAUACCAUAAUAGACAGGUUACUGGAGCGGCACGGAGCUGGUAUUCCCCACCAUGAUCCCAAGCUGUAUUGUGCCGUAGCUUCCAAAACCAAAUCCAUUCCAGAGUUUAGCAUCCUGGCCUUUCCUGAUUUCUGGGGUCAUCUUCCACCACCAGGACAUCAACCCAUGGCCCCACGCAAACCCAACAUACAGAGACAGAAAGUGUUUGAAGAUAUUCAGCGUUUUCUGAAAACUGAUGACAUCAUUAACCAUGUUGUCUUUGACCUCGAAGAUAGCAAUCUUCAGUUUCAGUCUGAUUCUUUGAGGUUUUUUUCCAAGUUUGAAUCUGGGAAUCUGAGAAAGGCUGUUCAGGUCCGCAGAUAUGAAUAUGACCUCAUAUUGAAUCCAGAUGUUAACUCUUCCCAGCAUACCCAGUGGUUUUACUUUGAAGUUAGUAACAUGACAGCCGAUGUCCCAUACCGUUUUAAUGUCAUCAACUGUGAGAAGAGCAACAGCCAGUUCAACUAUGGAAUGCAGCCGGUCCUGUACUCAGUAAAAGAAGCCCUGGAAGGUAGACCACACUGGAUCCGAACUGGAACGGAAAUUUGUUAUUUCAGAAACAACUUUUGUCCAGCACAGGGCAGAAGGAGAACUACCUUUUACACCCUGACCUUUACCAUCACCUUCAAACACAGUGAGGAUGUCUGCUACCUGGCCUACCAUUAUCCCUACACAUACUCUGCUCUGAUGGCUCACUUGAAAAUACUGCAGAAAUCAGUGGAUCCGGCCAAGGUGUUUUUCAAGCAGCAGACUCUUUGUAGCACUUUGGCUGGAAACUCCUGUCCAAUAGUUACCAUCACUGCCUGUCCAGUCAGCAGAAGGUGGAAAGACCUGCACCAGUUGCGUAAUCGCCCCUAUAUUGUACUGACCAGCCGUGUGCAUCCUGGUGAGUCCAAUGCCAGCUGGGUGAUGAAGGGCACCUUGGAGUUUCUGUGCAGCAAUGACCUGGUGGCCCAGAGUCUCAGGGAGGCCUUCGUCUUUAAGGUCAUCCCCAUGCUCAACCCAGAUGGAGUCAUCAAUGGCACAAAUCGCUGUGACCUGAACAGCAAAGAUCUAAAUCGUCAGUGGAGUAAACCAGACCCUCUUCUGAGUCCGACCAUCUACCACACCAAAGGCUUUCUCUACUACCUCAACAUUAUAGGACAGACUCCAGUGGUUUUCUGUGACUACCAUGGCCACUCUAGAAAAAAGAAUGUGUUCCUGUACGGCUGCAGCAUUAAGGAGACUCUCUGGCAAUCUGGCUCUGCAGUUGACACUGUAGGAUUGAAAGAGGAUCCUGGAUAUAGGACCAUUCCAAAGACCUUGGAUCGUAUCGCACCGACCUUUUCUUUCAACAGCUGCAACUUUUUGGUAGAGAAGUCUCGCUCUGCUACAGCCAGAGUGGUUGUCUGGAGGGAAAUGGGAGUUCUGAGAAGUUAUACUAUGGAGAAUACUUACAAUGGCUGCAACCAGGGAAUAUACAAGGGGCUGCAGACAGGAACCCAGGAGCACCAGGAAAUGGGGAUGAAGUUCUGCCACAGUCUGUUGUCUGUAACCAAAGACACAAGGAUUCUAUACAGCAGGAAACUCAUCAACCAUAUUGACCUGGACCACAACAUGCUGGACCACAAGUCUCACAACUGUUUUGAAGAUGAUGAGCCUCCGUGUGCUGAGGAGAUCGAGUACUCUGGUGGCUGUCCCACACUUAAAGGCAGUGAUUUGGAUUCAGACAUUGACAGCAGCAUGGCCCGUGUUGAUGAUGAUGAUGAUGAGGAUGACAAAGAGCACAGUGCUCAAAAACAUCAGCAAGACAGCAUCAGUCAGUCUCAGCAGUCAAGCAUAAAGAACCACCUGUUUCCUCCACAAACCCGGCAGCCAUCCGUUGAUACACCUAGUGAGAGAAGAGACUUGCGUAAUGGUUUGAGCAUUGCAAAAUGAUAAAUCACAAGUUAAAAGUUUGUUUUUAAUAAUUUAAUUUCUUAAUGAUAGUAACCAGAGCAUCAGCUAAUGUGAGCUGUAGUCCUUUAAACACAGCAGACUGUUCUGGAUGAAAAUAAAUACUUGGGUUUGUAAUUCAAAACCAGCUUAACUAGAAUGUAUUACUAAAGACUGAAAAUACCAGGCAUGUGAUCAAUGAUGAUCAAUACUUCAUAACAGACUUUAACAUAAACAUGUAUAGGGAAGUACAGCCAUGACCUAAAGACUGGCUAUUUUACUUAGACCUAAAUUUUCAGGAAAGGAAUCUCAUAACUCAAUCAGUUAUGAGAUGAAAUGACCAUAGUUUCAAUGAAUGAUGGAUUAAAACCAGUUCUUAUUGAAUAUUUUUGUAUGUAAAAGGUCAUCAGCAUAGUCUUAAUGAUACUGAUAACAUAUCACCAGUGAACAAAAAUGCAUUUUCUUUCUAAAAGUCCUUGUAGGCUAACCAGUGUCACAUAGUCUUUCAGCAAACACUAUAAACUUUAGAAUAACAGUGAUCUGCAUUUUGCCUGUCUUUGUCAUUGGGUGAAAAUAAUUUGUGUUAGUCCUUUUAGUUAAUAUCUUACAACAUCAGAUAAAUUCUUGGUUUAGUGUUCCAGCAUCUUUUUAUGACUGGCUUUUUUCUGUCUGUACAACAGUAGGCACUACUUUGAUUAUCAGUAGGUAAUUAGCAAACUGGAACAAACUUGAUUGUUGCUGUGUAAAACUUCAACUUAGUUGUAUUAAUUACAUGAAAUACUGGGGACUGGUACUUAUCUUUCCUCACACUUCUUGUCCUUCUGUACCUUUGCAGAAAAAACAAAAACAAAAACAGGUGAAUAGGUUUAACCUGCUUGGAGGAAAGAAUUCAGCAUGUUUCCCAAAACGUUCUCCCCAAAAUGCCAAGUUCAAAUAUUAUGCUGUAUGUUAUAGACUUAAAAUGUGUAAACUGUAAGGCAAGGGGUGGUAUUUGGCUUCUGAAUAAAUAUCAGUGCUUUUGCUUUACAAUUAAUAUCCUGCCAGGAACACAUCCUGUACACAACUCCAUGUUUUAUCUUUUCAAGUUUCAUUACAAACAAACCUCAUAAAAGGUUAAAGAACCUCUGAUGACUGAUGGCCCAUUUAUUCAGAAGAACAUUAAUAUUAAUAUUAUCACAGAACUGCAUCUACGCUGCCUUUACAGCAGUUGUAGCUUGAUUUGUAAUCCACAAGGGCACAAUGCUGCUCUCUAGUGUCAUGUAUGAAAUUAUAAAUAAUAACAUUUUCCAGAAAGAAUUUUUUCCCAAUAUUUUUUGCUAAAACAAGCCUAUGCUGAUGGAAUCUAAAAUUUCUGAAAGUACAUGAGUUUUUUUUACCCAGCAGGUUAGCCUGUUAGCCUAAAUUUGUGCAAGUGUACGAUAAAUGAUAUAGUUCAUACAUUUAUACAGUUUGUGGAUUCCAUGGAUGGACGAUCCAAA